GCGGUACAUUAUUUGUUGUUGUUUUAGUGAGAGAAGUGGGCCAGUCGACAUCUUCAGCAUAGAAGGCGAUUUAUAAUAUUUAAAGUGAUUGAGUUUUGGAGAUCAUUACUGCGCUGAUUGGGCCGUCUGAUAUUCGUCCAAGUUGGGGAAGACGGGCGUUGUAUUUCACAUCUUCCUGAAUCCAUCAGUAGCUAUCCAAGAUGUCUAGCCAGUAUCAGCGAAGUGUUCCACUGGAGGUCAGGAGAGCGGAAGGGGAGAGAGUUCGUGCCAAACAUCCGGAUAAAAUCCCGAUAAUAGUGGAGAGAGCUGCAAGGUCACGAGCUCCUGAGCUUGACAAAAAGAAAUACCUUGUUCCUUCAGACCUCACAGUUGGUCAGCUCUGCUUCCUGAUCAGACAGCGGGUGUCUAUGAGACCGGAAGAAGCGCUCUUCUUUUUCGUUAGAAAUUCCCUCCCUCCAUCCAGUUCCCCCCUUUCUGCAGUGUAUGAGGAACACCAUGAGGAAGACCUGUUCCUGUACAUGACAUACAGUAAUGAGAGUGUUUACGGUGCUUGAGACUGGAGAGAAGAGAUGGAGAAGGAUGACGCAUUAUUUUACCACUAUUAUCCCAUGUUCAAUACAUUGUACCUACAGAGAGUAUUGUUCAAUAAUGGGGACUAAAGGGUGCUGUUUGUAUUUAUCAGUAUUCUGGGGAAACUACAAUGAGAUGCAUUGGGACUUGAGAAUUGAGAAACACUAAAGAGAAAAUGGAAGGUCAAAAACAAAAAAUAGAGAUAAAUAAAAAAAAAAGUAGUAGAGUAAGCAAGUAUUCAUUUCAUCUUUCUCUCCCAGGAGCGCAUCAUUUGUAUUUAAUGCAAAUAGGUUUUUGUUCUUGUUUUUCUUUCUUUUUUUUGUAAAGUAUUAUCAAUAACUUUGUGCAUAUAAUAAACACCUUUAAAAAAUUUUCGC
Molecule: messenger RNA, 947 nt
Organism: Onychostoma macrolepis
Lineage: Eukaryota; Metazoa; Chordata; Actinopteri; Cypriniformes; Cyprinidae
Exons: 5
Coding region: 201-554 (117 amino acids)
Biological process (GO): macroautophagy; autophagosome assembly; cellular response to nitrogen starvation
Cellular component (GO): cytosol; autophagosome membrane; autophagosome
Molecular function (GO): GABA receptor binding; ubiquitin protein ligase binding
Source: RefSeq, a predicted model, not a curated record